Molecule: messenger RNA, 1560 nt
Organism: Hemiscyllium ocellatum (epaulette shark)
Lineage: Eukaryota; Metazoa; Chordata; Chondrichthyes; Orectolobiformes; Hemiscylliidae
Gene: dipk1b
Product: divergent protein kinase domain 1B
Exons: 5
Coding region: 98-1429 (443 amino acids)
Source: RefSeq, a predicted model, not a curated record
GGCCUCGGUGCUGCUGAUGCCCCAGUAGCGAGAAGCUGCAUCCAGUCGCUGAAAGGGAUUGGCGGCGGCGGCUGCUCCCGGCUCCGGUUCAGGGAGGAUGCUGUCGGUUUGUCGGAGGAUGAGAGCACGGACGUGGAGGCUGCUGCUUUCCUGCCCGUUCUCCAGGGGAUUGCAGAAGCGUCUCCCUGGUUUUAAAGUGAAGUACCUAUUCUUGCUGUGGUUAGGAAUCCUCCUGGGUGGUUGGGUACUUUACUUGCACUACUCGUCCUACUCAGAAUUAUGCCGUGGUCACAUCUGUCAGAUGAUAAUUAGUUUAAUUUUAUCCCCCCAGUGUGAUCGUUAUAAGAAAGGCAUCAUUUCUGGCUCUGCCUGCAAGGACUUGUGUGAGGAAAAAACGCUGCUGUUCCAACAGUGUUUGUCGUCAAGCCCAGUGCAUCAGGUUUACGGGGGAGUCUGGAGAAAUAAAGAGGUCAUUAUCAAAUGUGGGAUAGAAGAAGCCUUCAGAGUAGAUCUCAAUUCUGAGACAUUACCUCGGAAGGAUCUUGUACUGUUUGACAAACCAACUAGAGGGACCUCAAUGGACGAAUUCAAGGAGAUGGUGCUGACAUUCUUGAAGUCCAGUCUUGGAGAUCAGCAAUCACUUGGAAAUCUUGUCAACAGAAUAAUCAGCAUGGCAGAUAUCAACCGGGACAACAAGGUGUCCUUAGCUGAAGCAAAGUCUAUCUGGGCAUUGCUUCAGCUCAAUGAGUUUUUGCUGAUUAUUUCACUGCAUGAAAAGGAGCAUACAGCGCAGUUGCUGGGCUACUGUGGAGAUCUGUACAUCACUGAGAAGAUCCCAUACCACUCACUUUACAGCCUCAAGCUGCCACGUUUCCUUGAAGUAGUCUUGCCCUCGAUCGUACGGACGAGCCUAAACCAAUGGUUUGCUCCAGCAUGGCCACACAGAGCAGAAAUCACCAUUGGCCUCUUGGAAUUUGUGGAGGAAAUUUUUCAUGGCACUUAUGGGAGCUUUUACAUCUGUGACACGGACCCAGGUAACAUUGGCUACGAUGACAAGUAUGAUUUUAAGAUGGUGAACUUAAGGAUGAUGGUGACAGAAAUGACUCUUAAAGGAUUCUAUAAAGGACGCUACUGUGAGCAUAACACAGACUGCACACAUGGGAAAGACUGCACAGCAACCUGUGACAAACUAGUGAAGCAAUGCAAUACUGAACUGAUACAACCAAAUCUGGCCAAGAUUUGUGGCUUAUUACAGGAGUAUUUGUUAUAUGGGGCACCCAUCAAUUUCAGAGAUGAAUUACAAAAACAACUCCAGAUCUGCAUGAGACUGAAUGGGUUGGCGAGGCAGAUGGAGGUUCAUCAUUCUUUGCUGUUAAACAACAUCAAAACUCUUCUUUGGAAAAAGAUUUCAAACUCUAAAUAUUCAUGAAGGAAUAUUGUAUUAUAUCUGGAGGUUCUGUCUAAUGUAAUUUAUGUAUUGUAUCUACUGUAUCACAGCCUGAAGUGAAGCUCUAGGCAAGCAAUUGUGGGACUAGUGAAUCAACUUAUAAUAACCUGUUA